Molecule: messenger RNA, 4007 nt
Organism: Lagopus muta (rock ptarmigan)
Lineage: Eukaryota; Metazoa; Chordata; Aves; Galliformes; Phasianidae
Gene: LRTM1
Product: leucine rich repeats and transmembrane domains 1
Exons: 3
Coding region: 547-1584 (345 amino acids)
Biological process (GO): positive regulation of synapse assembly; regulation of presynapse assembly; axonogenesis
Cellular component (GO): membrane
Molecular function (GO): protein binding
Source: RefSeq, a predicted model, not a curated record
CAGGAUAAUCAGAAUCUUUGUUCAGAGUCAUCUGAUCUUGCAAAAAUUGACACAGCAUAGCUAAUAAUCCACCACAAUUCAGAAACUACAGUGGAUUUUAAAAGGCAGCUUUAUUUUCCUGCCUUCCAUGUGAGGCAGAUUAAAUAAUCAAAAAGACGGGGCUAUCAGGUCAUGAUUUGUAUGUUACAGCUGUCCAGUUAGAGUUGACAGACACUCUCUGCAUGGCCUGCUGACAGAUUAAAAGAAGCAGGGUAAGACUCUGAGAGCCAGAAAUGGACGUUGAGGGAAAAAAAGAUUGUGAUAAAGAAAAAAAAAACAAAGGCUGAUGGAUUAACUCACUAGAAAUUGUAGCACUUCUACUCAAGCCAAGGAUACAAUCUCAAAACAAAAAAACUAAAAACAACACCACAAAAAUAAAACAAGCAGAAGAAAUUGGAUGAGCAUGUUACAGUUUUGAAGGAGGAACCAGAAUCAAGUGUACAUUUACUGUUCUACCUCAGAAAACUGGACUGAGUCUUCUUCAAGGUGGGAAACAAGCAAAGCAGAAUGACAGGUAACUGGCUUCUGGUGCUGAGCAUUGUCUUCACAGCACACACAGCUCACGGGUGUCCUCAAAAAUGCCUAUGCCAUAUGGCUUCAAAGACCACAGACUGCAAGAAUAGAGGUUUUACUGAAAUUCCUGCGCACUUACCACCUGAAACUCAGAUACUGCUGUUGCAGAAUAAUCGCAUUUGGAGAAUCAACCAAAAUGCAUUCACUGGAACACCACUGCUGAAAAUCUUAGACUUGUCUAAUAAUUCUCUCUCAAGUUUUGCACCAGGUGCUUUACAAAAAUUACGGUACCUACAGGUUCUAAACCUAACUAGAAAUUUGAUUCAUUAUAUAGAAAACAAGACCUUCAGUUUCCUCCCACACCUCAAAGAACUGGACUUGUCAUCCAACAGCAUUGUACGUUUGCCUGAGACUUUUGGAAACAGCACAGGGAAUAUUACAUUACUGUCAGUGAAGCACAACAAGCUUCAGAAAAUGGAAAGAGUUCUGCUGGAGUCACUUCCAAACCUGAAAGUUGUUCUUUUCAAGGAUAAUCCCUGGCUAUGUAAUUGCAAUGUCUUUGGCCUGAAACUGUGGUUGGAGAGUUUUUUAUACAGAGGAGGAAUAAGUGAUGGCAUCAUCUGUGCAACACCAGGGAUUCGGAAGGGCAAGGACCUCCUCAAAGUUCCUUAUGAACUGUUUGGGGCGUGCCCACUUACGACAGUUCACACUCAUCUGGCCACCACUCAUCACCACAGCUUUGAGCACAGGAGUUCUCUGAAGCACUCUCACCACAACGAACACGGGGAAAACAGCAGGCUAAGUUGUGAACCCAAACCAAAGCCGAGGCCUGUUAAUUUGCGUCAUGCAAUUGCCACUGUAGUAAUAACUGGAGUUGUCUGUGGAAUUGUGUGUCUAAUGAUGUUGGCAGCUGCUGUUUAUGGUUGUGCCUAUGCUGCAAUUACUGCUAAAUACCACAGAGAACAUUUGGCCCCUGCAAGACAGCAUGGGACUCCUGAGGAAAAAGAGCCAUUUGAUAGCUCCUUGGCUUGAGUUACUUUUGUCUCUGGUUUCUUGAAAAUAAAGAGCCCUUACCUCAGUUUAAAAGCUUGGAACCUAAAUAGGUUUAAUAGUUAUGACUGCUUUUAUUUUCUUUUUCACAUUAAAGAAAUUCUCUGUGUGUAUAUACAUAUACAUAUAUAUAUAUAUAUAUGUUCCAUACAUAUGUUCCUUGAACUAUACAUUAAGGUAUAUUUAUGUAGCAGGAUGCAACUUAUUGCAUAUAUCCGUACUUAUAUUUUGCUUUAUAUAUUCUGAAGCCAAAAUGUAAGGCUGAAUGUGUAACAGAAUGAAAUUUUAACACAGUUAUUUCCAAGUAUUCCAUUCUUCACUCCGAGCUUUUGAUGUAAUAUUAGUACAAUAUACGAAUAAUGGUGUGCCUACACUUAGCACUCAACAUGAGAGAUUUUUGCAAAGAAAAACAUAAAUGAUGAGAGUUUAAGAUCUUAAAAUAUCUGGUAUGUAUUCAGAAAUAUAAUUUAUAAUCAGUUUUAGAACUGGCCGGACUAUACACUGAUAACUUACAAAAUUGUUGCAAUGUUUCCAAAUACUAUUUCCCACCUCCUAAUUUGCCCCCAUUAAGGAGUUUAGAAAAUAGGAAAUAGCUUGUUAACAUUUCAUCUUUAAAGUACUUGCAAGGAAGAAGAAAGAGAGCUGAGAAAUCAUAGGAGGAGGAAGUAAUGCUACACUAUGUUUCAGGCUCUGAGAUAAGCAUGCACUGCAUAUAAGAAGAGACACUACCUGUUAUCCAGUGGGAUACAUGCUUGCUAAAGACGUUUCCGAAACUCCUAAAUUCAAGAUCCACACAACCUCAGGACUACGGAUGAAGUCCUGAUCAGUGUGCUGCCCUUCAGUAAGGAGGAUCACCUAGCUGCAUGUUGGCACAUUUUCAAAGAGAAAACAUCCAGCUGAAUUAAUUCAAGGGUCUGCCCUUUUUGCAGCUCUGUUCAGAGGAUACCAGAGCAAAAACCACAGUAACCAAUUUAAAACACAAAGAAUACUUUGAAUGUGCAGUAGUAUUUUUCAAAUAAUUUGUAGAAAUUAUAGUCUCAAAACAACCAAAGUGAUCAGCUACUUCAUCUACCUUUUCUGAGACUAGAUUGAGUAACGUCCAGUCUAUUUGUGGCAAAUGUUUGUCCAAGGUGUUUUUAAACCUUUACAAUGACAUGGAUUAACACUCUGCCUAGGAAGUGGAUGCAGCAAUCGACUUUGCUUGUAGUCUGCAGAUUUUUUCUUAGUAUCUGCCCUAAACCUGCUUUGCUAAAAAUAUUGCUAGUGUAUUUUAAUGGCCAGAAGACUUGAGGACAGCAGCUGUCUCUCCAAUAAGAAUAAAACAAAGCUGUGCCAUGGCAUUCAGAGACCUCUGAUCUUCUUUCAACAGACAGAUUCACAGACCAAGUCUUAUUAGAGCAACUUCAGCCCCAACUGAAUAAUGAGCUGUAUGGCAGAAGUCAUAUAACCCUUGCUCUUAUCUACUUAGUAAUAAUUGAAACGUAAAUUUUAAAGCUCAAUCCUGCAUCUGCAGUUACUUUCAUGUCCAGGAGAAAUUAAGCAUCUCAGUUUUAAUGUAAAUCCAGCACACAAUGAAAACAAUCAAUUGCUUUCUUUUUUUUUUUUUUUUUUUUUUUUUUUUUUUUUUUGUGGAUAGCAUUACUACACCCUUGACAUUAUAGUUAGUCUGUUUUGUACUAAAUAAAUCAAGCUGUUUCAAAAUUUCCUAUAAGAACACAUCUUUCAAACACUUUUUCUCCUGCAAUCUCUGGAACCUUUUCAGUUUUUCUACAUUUUUUUUUUUUUAAUGUGGUGCUUUGGGCCAGGUAUAUUACUACAGCUGAGACAUUAUCAGCACGGAAUCUGAGAAUAUUUAUAUUCAGGCUCUUUAAAUCUGAUCUCUUGAUGAUGUAAUUCCAAAGUGAAUGUGCUUCUCUUUUUUUUUUUUUUUUUUCAGUUGAUAUAUUUUCUGAAGUUUAAUGAACAAUCUGUUUUCAGAGCAAAGUCAUUCUAGUGUGGAGAUCAACAUUUAUUACUCUUUUUAUCAAUUUAGCGGGAUAUUAUUUUUCAAAGGAAAACAUAACUUUUCAGAUAGAGAAAUAACUCAGGGAAGUAUUUUACUGCCUAUGAGCCAAAAAAUUAGUUCAGAGCCAAGCCAAAUAACAGUGCUUUCCUAUGGUGACCACCUGAAAUGAGUACACUUGCAUUCAUAUGGCAGAUCCUAAAAUGAAAGCUAAUAAACCUCUGACCUCCAUGGAGAUUGCAGCCACAGUGUUUUUAACACCAAUGCAACUCCCAUUACAAAUAAGUUUACACCUCUGACGUAUUCAAACAAAGGAAGGAUUCAAUAUUUCCCUGCCAGAAAUAACCAGAACAUCUUUGACUUUAAAAAAUAUUCUUAUUAACAAAAACCUUUUAGGUUUUUC